Molecule: messenger RNA, 3248 nt
Organism: Eubalaena glacialis (North Atlantic right whale)
Lineage: Eukaryota; Metazoa; Chordata; Mammalia; Artiodactyla; Balaenidae
Gene: CEP95
Product: centrosomal protein 95
Exons: 20
Coding region: 663-3128 (821 amino acids)
Cellular component (GO): centrosome; spindle pole
Source: RefSeq, a predicted model, not a curated record
CCGGCCACCCGGCCACCCACCACUGGGAUGCCUCAGCUUGCACUCUUUUGACUUCACCUUUUUCUCGUCUUUCACACUUCAAGGAAGCCACCGCGCCCUUUUCCAGGUACAGCCCAGACAAUAAAAUGGCCUGGCGAACCCGCUCUGUCCACUUGGAGAUGUUUACGUCUCCAGAGAGUUUUCACGCCCAUAACCAACCAAGGCGAGAAGGCGGAGCCUGACAUUGUCACGUGGCUGCCCCCUCCCACCGGGUGAGCGGGCCGCACUACUUCCCCAGUUGGCUUCGGCGGAGGAGUACAAGACGGAAUAGCUCACCGGAAGUGCUGUGCUAGUGCCCUCGGGAGAUCGGCCUGGGCUGCUGGGUGACCCGGGCUGUCAAACCCACCCACCCGAGAACCCCUUAGCGGGAUCUGGCCGGUGGAGAAUAGUAUCUAGAGCCCGCAAACGGCCGCCUCGGCACGUGCUGCGAAAGGAAGUGGUCCCUUGGUGACCAAUCAGCAGCGAGAAGCCGUUUUAACGUCCCUCCCUCUUCCACCCCUCCUUCGCGGCACUUUCGUUAGGUUCUCCCUUCUGUCACCGCUGGGUUUGCGCCGUGAGGCCCUCCCAGGACACCGUCCCGCGCGCGCCUGGCUGGGAGUCCGGCGAGGACCUGCCUCCGCGACAUGGCCGGCUCAGAGGCUGAGUGGGUAACCAUUGCCAAUAAUCUUCUUUUGCAAUGUCACAUACACCUGAGGAUUCGAGAACUAGAAGACUGUGAUGCUAAUGUUUUUAUUGCUCUUUAUCAGUCUAUUUUGGGAGAAAAGGUACCAGACCUCAUAGCUAUUCCCAGGAGUCAAGAGGAUGAAGCUCACAAUGUACAAGCAGUAAUUGAUUCAUUGGCUUUGGAUUAUCUGCAGGUCAGCUUGUCUCACAUAACAGGAGAAAAUAUAGUGAAAGGAGAUAAAGAAUCUAUUAAGAAUCUCCUAGAAAUAUUUGAUGGGUUACUGGAGUAUCUUACAGAACACAUCAGUGAAACAUCUCACGAGAAAAGUGAAACUGGACAGGGUUCUAAAGAAUCCCAUCGAGGAGACCCUUUGGAAGAGCGAGAAAGUACUAAAGAAUCCAGAUCAUCAUGGAAAAGAGUUUCUUGUGAGAGGUGCUCCUCGUCAUCUGAGGCAUUGGGCCCCUCUUGGGGUGGAGAUGAAGCAGAAUCCACUGGUGAAAUAAUUAGACUUGGAGACACAGCACACACCUUUUCUCUAAGAAGUAAUGGUGCCCAAGGUCCUAAUGAAAUGCAGUCUAAAAAAGCCUCAACCCUACCAUGUUCUGACUCACAUGAAGAAGUGCUGAACACUCCCUCAUCUAGUUUUUUGUCCAAGAGUGGGACAUCCUUUGUUGAAGACACGGAAAUUCCUUCUGUGGAUAUGAUUCCAAAUGCUAGGAAGUUAGGGGAGCCUAUCCGAUCAGCUAUUCCUUUACAUCCACCUUACCAUCCUUCAGAGCCUCGAGCUCCCUGCCCCAUAGGAAAAGAAUACUUGCGUUCAAGUCACUGCUCCCAUACCAUGAAUUCUACUGGAGAAGGCACAGCAUUUUCUGUGGAACCCGAUAAUAGAGUUUUCUUAACUUCCAAGUUUUCUAAAGACGGCAAACAGGAAAUGUAUCCAGUUCAGGUCCAAGGCCCUAGGACAAGGAAGCUUCCCAAAGGAAAAAGAUAUGAAAACAGAGCUGCAGUCUCAUCCUGGGAUUCACCUUUCUCCCAGAGGGCAGGAAAGAGGUUAACAGAACAAGAAUUACAUGCAGUAUCAGAGAAACUAUCUCAGCGCCUCUCUGAACUAGAUUGGAUGUUAAAAAGUGCCCUGGGUGAUCGUAUUAAAGAAAAGACCGGCUUUGAAGAGGAGGAUAUUGGAAAUGAAGAGGUGGAAAGUGGAAAUGAUGAGACACUGUCUCAGCAUAGUGACAGCAUCGUGGAGUAUGGGCCGAAGAAGCAAAGGCCAGGACUUACCAUGCGUAGAAAGCCACCCUCCAGAUCUCAUUCACUUUCUCCAUCUCCAAUUAACAAAAACAAACAGUUCCACAUGGAGAGAAAAAGGCAGCGAAAGCCAAAAGAAACAGAUACCCGCCGAUUUCAAGCAAAGGCAAUAACUGAAGCAUUUGAAAAGGAACUAAGAAGAAAUAAAGUUCAAGAGAAUAUUGGACCUCUAGGAAUAAAUGACGAGGAGGAAACAGAAAAAAUAUACAGAGAAACUGUUCAUAAAGGAACUCCAAAACGUAGUCAGCCCUGGAAGAUUUACUCUAGAAAAACCACAACUCCAGGUCCAAGAGGUGGCUUGCCAAAGCCAAAUAAAGCAGUUCCAAUGAAAGUGAAUGAACACAGUCUCCUGCCCCUGAUGCUGGAGCAGUUUCCAUUUCUCUAUGUUUCUGGUCAAACACUAAGCAAAAUGUGGAAACAGCAAAUUGCACAGGUUGAACAGCUCAGAAAAGAUGCAUAUAGAGAAAAUCGAUCAAAGAAGAAACUCCAGGAUGAAAUAGAAGAAGCCUUGAGAAGGCACGACCUCCUUACUGUGCUGAUCAAGAAAGAAUAUGAACAUAACAAGAGACUGCAAGACUUCAAGGACCGCAUUCAUAGGCAGAAGUUGACCCAAUCAAAGAUAAAAGAAAAUCGGCAGCAGAUUGUUCGUGCCCGAAAAUAUUAUGAUGAUUAUAGAGUUCAGUUGCGCUCAAAAAUGAUGAGAAUGAGGACCCGGGAAGAAAUGAUAUUUAAGAAACUGUUUGAAGAAGGUUUACAAAUUCAAAAGCAAAGAUUACGAGACCUAAGAAACUAUGCCAAAGAAAAGCGAGAUGAACAAAAGAGACAGCACCAAAAUGAACUGGACUCAAUGGAGAACUACUAUAAAGACCAGUUUUCAUUGCUGGCAGAAGCCAUAUCACAGGAACGUCAAGAGCUCAAAGCCAGAGAGAAAUCCCAGGCCCAGAUGUUGUAUAAGGUGAAGAGGGAACUGAGAUCUAAGAUGGAGAAGGAAAUUCAACAGCUGCAGUACAUGAUAACACAGAACGACGAUGAUGCUUUCUUCCGGGAACUGGAAGCUGAGCGCUUCGAAUCUCGGCUUCAUCUGGCUUCCUUUCAGUACAGUAAAAAUCCCUUCCUAUGAGGCCAGACUUCCUAAGUGUGGACUUCACUGGCUCAAUUCUAGCUCUGCCCUGGUAAACAAUCUAACCCAGAAGAAUCAUUUCUAAAUAACUUAUCUAUAUACUGACUCUAAUACUUUUUA